Xyrichtys novacula (pearly razorfish) is the source of this 10029-nucleotide messenger RNA. The record is from the annotation of a GenBank genome assembly. Lineage: Eukaryota; Metazoa; Chordata; Actinopteri; Labriformes; Labridae.
CCUCCUCUCCCUCACGAGCCUGAGGAUGAGUAAUCCAGGGUGGGGGGGCAGGAGAAGAAUGGGAGAGAGAGAGAGAGAAAGGGGGAGUGGGAGAGGGAGGAUACCGACGCAGCAUCAGCAUCAUCAUCAGCAUCAUCAUCGUCAGCGAACGUGCCGCCGAGUGAGACGAUGAAAAUUCAAAACCCUGCAGCUCGUCCAUCUCUGCUGCUGCUGCUGGGGCCGGCUAAUUCCUGGACUCUAACAUGAUGGAACAGAAAGAGAGGGAUGAUAUCACUGGACCUGACUAAUCACUGGAUUAAGGAGUGAAAAGGCUAAAAGCAGAGGAAGCGAGCGGAGCGGUACAUUCCUGUUACCUUCACCUGCAUGUGUGGCGUCACUGACUAAUCUCUGGGACAGCCGGACAGACAGACAGACAGAGGCACCCAUGCUUAUGGCACUGAGAGGUACCUGACUAAUUCACGGUUAGGAGGUGAAGUGACUCAUCGCAGGACUUGUGGGGUCUGACCGCCUCCUCUUCGGCGUCCAUCCUUGUGAGGAAACCUGUGCCACUCCUCCUCCACAUGUGCUGCUCGGAUCUGGGUACUAACUGGAACCGCUGAUCCAUCAGCUCACAGAUACUGGACUGACUCCUGAACAACAAGUCCACAUCCAGCCCUCUCUCCUGGGACCAGGCUAAUCUCUGGAUCAGCAGGUCUGGCAUGUUCUGCUUCUGCCUGCAGAGUUCCUUGCUGAAGCUCCAGGCGCUGGAGGUGGAGGGGGGUCCCUCUCUGGGUCCGUCCCCUGAGGAUAGUCCCCCUGCCCUGGGCAGCAAGGAGCAGAAGAGUCCCUGUGGACCGGUGGAGCUGGGGGGGAAGGAGGGGAAGACGCUGGCGCUGUGCCACGGCGUUCCUGCUGACGAGAACAGUCCACCAGGUACGAACGACACCUGUGUGUGUGUGUGUGUGUGUGUGUGUGUGUGUGUGUGUGUGUGUGUGUGUGUGUGUGUGUGUGUGUUCCACCAUCACGAUACUUAAGAUGACGCCUCAAACUGACAGAUUCCUGACGGAUCAGACGCAGAGGGUCGAGUCCUCCUCCUGCAGGACCAGGACUUUGUUGGUAAAAACUUGGACGUCGUGUUCCCUCUGAAGACCGACUGAACGACUCGUCGUUUUUUUUAUCAGCAGGAAUUUAAACAGAAAUAUUUCAUCUUUACACUUCAGAGUUACAGUUAGAAACUCAAACAUGAUUUUAUUCACAACUAAAAAAAACAAAAACAAUUUUAUGUUCGAGUCAAAAGGGGGUUAAUCAGGAAUCUGUUAAAGAAGCAUCUUUGUUUGUGUAUUUACAGAAAAUCUUCUAAUAUCAGUCAAUAGUUAUUAGUUAUUGAUGACAUUUAGUAAUAUAUCGAUAUCUCUGUGUUCUCUUAUGUCUGUGUCGUCAACAUUUGAACAUUUUUGAGCGGUCCGCUCUUUCUGACUGUAAACAAAGCCGUUCUCCACCUCCUCUAACCUGAUUGGUUGUGAGGCAGACGCUGCUCCCCCGUGUCGUUCAGGAGCCCAAACAAAGUUAGCGUGCUACAAUAUCGGACAGUAGAAACCAACCAGAAAGUUCGGAAAAUUGUCUGAAUCCUCCUUUGGCCACGACUGCCGACACAAGCAAGAAAACAAAGUAAAUACCGGAGACUCUGGAGGAAUAACGGGCGCUUAAAACGGAGGUAGACCGGACAAGAGCUAAAAAGCCGGGUCAACAUAAACGAUGGGGGACGCUUGGGGAUCUUGGUGACCCUGUAACCUUUCUGCUGGACAGGUAAACCGCUUUAACAAAGUAAGACAAGUGUCUGUAACAGAAGAGUUUCUUGUCAAACGGACCUGCUGUAGCGUGUUGUAGCGCCAUCGCUAAACUGUCCUCCCUCGGGUCCUGGACUAUGUCACUUUAUCCUCGUUGUAGAAGUCCUGCAAACAUUGUGUUUGCUGGUAGUCUGUUGGCAUCUACAGUAGCACCAAUGCUUUUGACUUUCACCUUGACUGGGCCCCAUUUGUAAUGAUCUGAAGUAUUUAUCUGCAUUAUAUCUGAAUUUAAUUGGAACGAUACGAGCGAGCAGGAGCGUCUGUUUGUGGGCGGGGCUUAAGAGAGGGAGGGGAGGAGCUGAGGGGAAAACUGGUUUGGAGGGGUUGAGUUUACAUUCAAGAUUUCUCCUAAAAACUGGAACUAACUCAGAUCCUCACACGUCUCCUCAGACCGUCUUCUCUAACGAACUUUAUUCUGGAUCAGUUUUUGUCGUGGAUCAAAUAAACCGUCUCUGUAGAAAAAGGACCGGGUCUUGGACUCUGAUCUCCUCCGGCCCCCUUUGGUUUUUAUUCUGGACCCUCAAACAGUCAGUAGAAUCCUCCCCACGGGUCUCAGACUGCUGUGGGGGGUCUGUGUGGGUCCUGGUUUAAGCCGAGAUGAUGAGUCCCCAGACCUCGGCCUUAAAGGGGUCUAACACUAAACUGGAGGUCGAGGAGGAUCCUGUCUGCUGGUUUUCAUGUGUCAGAGAGCAGAACCACAGACCCGGUCCGUCUGUCCCUCUAACGAGUCCUUCAGUCUCUCUGUGACUCUGCUGGUUCCGCUCAGAUCCACCAGCCGCGCUCUGACUCUGUGCUGCUAUUUAUAGACCAGAAUCAAACACUGCAGCACGUGAGGCACGCUUACCGACCGCCGCCGCCGUCGCCAUCGCUGCUCCUGCCACACAUGUCUGACGUGUCUGUUGUUGUUUCUCUCCGUGAAUCAGUUCCUGAUGAGACCGAGGACCACAUCAGACUGAUCAGAACCUCCUCUCUGCUCGUUGUCAGUAUUUAGAGAUAGUGACAACAGUCUGAUCAAUAAUCCCGUUUUCACCUGUCUUUGUGUCUGGACUGUAAACCUCGUUGCAGGUGUAGAAACGUCUGGAAACCCUCGAUAGAUCGACUAAAGGCUAAACUAUUGAUCACUUUUGAUCCCGUAAAGAUAGACGGUGAAGUUCCUGAGAAACUCUGAACUGUAGUCACGGUUUAGAGGUUCUGGAGGAUUGAGAGGAUCUGAAUGGACCCUCUGGUGGUCCUGGUGAAGGACUCUGAGGUGGUUCUGGGGUAACAGGAGGUCCAGUUCUAAUGUCUGUUUAUGGUGCUGAACUCUCGGACCCGUGUCUCCCUGCAGAACUCCUGACCGUCAUCACCAGACCUCCACAGUCCCCCCGACACCAGCCGCUGACCACCAUCCACCCGGGCCAGAACCCCCUGACCCCUGAUGGAGCGCUGCCGCCCAGCCCACACCAGUCCCCACACUCCCCUCAGAGGAGCAGCCCCGGGGUCGAGGGAGGAGGAGGAGGAGGAGGAGAAGGAGGCGGAGCUCUGCUUCAGCUGCUGGCGGGCGGUCCCAGCCCUCUGCCCUCCCCCCGCUGCUCCAGUCUGACCCACAGCCUGAGGUUCAACUCUGACCCCGACACGGCGCCAUCGCCGCCCUGCAGCCAGCAGUACAUGCUGUGAGUCUCACACACACACACACAGACACACACACACACACAGACACACACACACAGACACACACACACACACACACACAGACACACACACACACACACACACACACACACACACACAGACACACACACACACACACAGACACACACACAGACACACACACACAGACACACACACACACAGACACACACACACACACACAGACACACACACAGACACACACACAGACACACACACACAGACACACACACACACAGACACACACACACACACACACACACACACAGACACACACACACACACACACACACAGACACACACACACAGACAGACAGACACACACACACACACACACACAGACACACACAGACACACACACAGACACACACACAGACACACACACAGACACACAGACAGACACACAGACACAGACACACACACACACACAGACACACACACACACACACACACAGACAGACACACACACACACACACACACACACAUAGACACACACACACAGACACACACACACAGACACACACACACACACACACACACACACACAGACACACACACAGACACACAGACACAGACACAGACACACACACACACACAGACACACACACAGACACACAAACACACACACAGACACACACACAGACACACACACACACACACACACACACAGACAUACACACACACACACACACACACACACAGACAGACACACACACACACACACACACAGACACACACACACAGACACACAGACACACACACACACACACACACACAGACACACACACACACAGACACACACACACAGACACACACACAGACACACACACACACACACACACAGACACACACUGACAGUAUCUUCUGACCUGCUGACCUCUCCGUCUGUCUCUGUCCUCACCUGUCCAGGUGUCGGGGUCGGGAUCGGUCAGAGGCCUCAGAGGACGAGGGUCCGUCCUCCGUCCCCUUCCUCAGCCGACACAUCCAGACCCUGAAGAAGAGGGUCCGCAGGUUCGAGGACCAGUUUGAGCAGGAGAUGAACUACAAGGUAAACCCGGACCUGUCUGUGCAGGUCCUCCUUCACCCGGGUCAGGAAACUGGACUUGGACCCUCAGCCCCCCCCAAUCUGAUCUAAUCUGACCUUUAGUAACCCCUGUCUGAACCCGGGUCACAGAUUACACUGACCAUGUCUGCUCGUGUUUUUCAGCCGUCCUACAACGAUAAAUACUCGAACCCGGAGAUGGUCCGCAUCAUGAACGAACUGGCGAAGGCUCGUAAACAGCUGAAAGGUAAACGCCCUCUGAGGUCAUGUGACCACUGACAAACACUGACAACAGUGACUGAAGCGCUGUCCUCACGUCUGUCCGCAGAGCUGAGGCUGAGACAGUCUGUGUUCGAGUCCAAGGAGCAGGACGGGCCAGACCACAGCGGCAGGUAACAGAACCACGUCACAGACACACACACAGACACAGACACACACUAACCAACACACACUGACCAACACACACACAGUAAUUAUGUCCGACUAAACUGUGACUGUAAACAAACUGAGUGUGAGUCUAACCUGCAGGUCCAGCUCCGGCCAGCAGGGGGCGUCGGAGCGCAAACCCACCCUGGAGGAGACGGUGGAGUCUCUGUUCAGACGUCUGAAAGAGAAGAGACAAGCUCUGGGUCUGCCCGACAACAUGAAGGUGAGGACCAGGACCAGAACCAGAACCAGAACCAGUUCAGCUAAUCCAGAGGACUGACUGAGAGCGCGUGUGUGUGUGUGUGUGUGUGUGUGUGUGUGUGUGUGUGUGUGUGUGUGUGUGUGUGUGUGUGUGUGUGUGUGUGUGUGUGAACAGGAGAUGACUCAGGCUCAGAUGGUGUUGGAGAAGAUCACUCUGCAGAAGUGUCUGCUCUACUUUGAGAGUCUUCACGGCAGACCAGUGAGUCACAGCGCCCCCUAGUCUGCUCCGCUGUGUAAAAAGUAACACCCCUGCUCUCCCAUUGGUCAGAUCCAUGUCCACAAUAAUCACGUCUCACCGUGUCUGUCUGUUGGUUUUUCAGGGAACCAAACAGGAGAGGAACCUGGUGAAACCUUUAUACGACCGAUACCAGCUGAUCAAACGGUUACUGUGUGCCAGUCCGACCAUCACAACCAUAGUGAGAGACACACAAACAGACACACACUGACAAACACACUGACAAACACACACAAACAAACACACACUGACACACACACACACACACACAAACAGACAAACACACACAAACAGACACACACUGACACACACUGACAAACACACACUGACAUACACACACUAACAUACACACUGAUAAACACACACAAACAAACACACACAAACAAACACACACUGACACACACACACAAACAGACACACUGACAAACACAUUAACAAACACACACUGACAAACACACAAACAAACACACACUGACAAACACACAAACAAACACACACUGACAAACACACAAACAAACACACACUGACAAACACACAAACAAACACACACUGACAAACACACACUGACAAACACACAAACAAACACACACUGACAAACACACACUGACUAACACACACUGACAUACACACACUGACAAACACACAAACAAACACACACUGACAAACACACACUGACAAACACACAAACAAACACACACUGACAAACACACACUGACUAACACACACUGACAUACACACACUGACAAACACACACUGACAAACACACAAACAAACACACACUGACAAACACACACUGACAAACACACAAACAAACACACACUGACAAACACACACUGACAAACACACACUGACAAACACACACUGACAAACACACACUGACAAAGACCAGGACACACUUCCAUGAACAGCCUUGAUAGAGUAUAAAAGUAUAGAUGUAUCUAAGUAUAGAUGUAUCUAAGUAUAGAUGUAUCUAUGUAUAGAUGUAUCUAAGUAUAGAUGUAUCUAAGUAUAGAUGUAUGAAUGUAAAUUUGUAUUUAUAUAUAUAUAUAUAUAUUAAUAUAACAUUAAAUUCAGACCCAGGUUCGGCGCCGAUGGUUGAUGUUCCUGUUGUUCUUCUCUCAGGAGGAAGAGGACGAUGGUUCUGACGAAGACUCAACCAGCUCCAUGACAGUUUUAGAACCUCCUGUCCCGCCUCCUCGGAGAACCAGACCCGCUGCCGUAGAGGAGGAAAGCGACCGGGACAGUGACCCCGCCUUCGUGUCUCCAAUAGUGGAGGUUAAAAGUGUCCAUCAACAGCCGGCGCUGACCAUGGCCAACCUCCAUGAGGCCUCCAGGUGAGGGUCUUACCUGGGCCUCAUGCUGAACCACUACGAGGACCCAGACCCGGUCUGAUAACCCGCCUUCCUCUGUUCUGUCUGAACCAGGUCUCAGCUGCUGGUGUGUCUGCGUGAGACCAGAGCAGAGAAGAAGACGAGGAGGAAAGUUCUGAGAGAGUUUGAGGACGAGUUUUACCGGCAGACUGGAAGGUGAGAGCUUCAGGAGAGGUUCUAGAAUGUUGAUGAAUGAAGAUAAAUAACACUGUUACAUGUCAGGUUCUAAGAUAUCGAGUUCCAGAGUGUUGAGUUCUAGAAUGUUGAUGAAUGACAAUAGGUAACACUGUAACAUGUCAGGUUCUAAGAUGUUUAGUUCUUGAAUUGUCGAGUUUUAGAAUGUUGGGUUCUAGAAUUUUAAUUAAUCAAGAUAAAUAACACUCUAGAAUGUCGAGUUCUACAAUGUUGAUGAGUGACAUUAGAUAACACUGUAAAAUGCCGGGUUCUAAGAUGUCGAGUUCCAGAGCGUUGAGUUCUAGAAUGUUGGGUUCUAGAAUGUCAAGUUUUAGAAUGUUGAUGAAUGACAAUAAAUAACAUUCUAGAAUGUAAGGAUCUAGAAUGACGAUUCUAGAAUGUUGGGUUCUAGAAUGUUGAGUUCUAGAUUGUCUGGUUCUAGAAUGUAGAGUUCUAGAAUGUCUAGUUCUACAUUGUUGAUGAAUGACAAUAAAUGACACUCUGGAAUCUAAGGUUCUAGAGUAUCGAGUUCUAGAAUGUCAGGUCCUAGAUCUCUGGUUUCUAGAGUGUCUGAUGUGUCUUAAAGGGACAGUAGCUGAAAUGAAAGUUUUUUUCAAAUCUCCAAAGUGAUUAAAACAAACUGACUCGACCUCACAGAGUCAUCUAGCCUUUCCUGUAGAUAUCUAUGCGUUACACAGGAUUUAAUACAAACAUGUCAAAGGAGUCCCCCGAGGAUCCGCUCCAGAUCGAUUGUUUCUGUCUGACUUCAGUGAUUUCGAUCACAUCAGUUCUUUCUUGUCGUUUUUUCUCAGGAAAUAAAAAGUUUUUCUUGUUUUCUGACAGAAUCUGCCAAAAAGAGGACCGGACCCCGAUGAAGGACGAAUACCAGGAAUACAAACAGCUCAAAGCUAAGCUCCGCCUACUGGAGGUUCUCCUCAGCAAACAAGACGUCACCAAAACCAUGUGAGAGGAAACAUCAGCUCGUACUAACUCUGCGGUCGAGGCGGUUUGUCUGUUCAGGAGAUAUUCCGAAGGGAAAAGAGUCGAUUUGUUUCUCAUCAACAUGAAUCCAUCUUUUCCGACCUCUGAAACCAUCGUUUUCUGUUCGGUUUAGAGAACGCUGCGGCUCGCUGCUUUUAGCCGAGCAUAAAGAGCGGAAACGGGGAACCAGCGAGUUUAGCUCCUGCUGUCGGGAGUUACUGAGCCAACUGAAGAAAAAUGCUGAGUCAGCGCUGCCUUAAUGUACUCGGAUUUAAAAUGUCAAAGUUCAAAUGCUACCUUCACAUGCUAAGUGUUAUGCUAACAUGCUAACGUAAGGUUAAUGUUAAAGAUAUUAAAGGUUUCUGCAGUUAGUCUUUCUAAUUAGCAUAAAUGAAAAAAGAACCAUAUUCAAGCUAAUGUUAGCCUGUUAGCACUCCAUAUUUAGCAUGUUAAGUUAGCAUGUGUACAGUGAAACACGGCGUGUUGUGUCACAGGUUACCGAGGCGGUCGAUGACGGAGGAGACGGUUUCGUUUAUUUUUUAAAUCUUUUCACUUUUUUAUUUUUUAAACUUCCAUCUGCAAAAAAAAACCUGUAAAUACUAAAGAUCUAAACCUCUCCAAGAUGGCCGACCUGUGUGUGUGUGUGUGUGUGUGUGUGUGUGUGCUGUCAGUGGAACCCUGUAAACCAGCAUCCUACAGCGUGUGAAUAUCCACCGUCAUCCUCAUGAAGCUGAAGCAUUUCAUGAAUCUGAAAGAGACCAGGAUCGUUUUUUUCUUCCAUCUGGUUUGAUUUGAAGGACCAAAGCAUCUUUUUAUACCAGGCUAAAUGUGUGUUUGUCAAACUGGAAGCACUUUACUCCGUCGGCGAGCUGAGAGGAGGUUCUUCUGAGGGAUCAGGUCUCAGGACUGAAGGUUUGGGACUAAAGUGCAAUCUGUAAAGUGUCUGUAGUCUCGAGUCUGUGAAAUAGAUUUUAUCGAUAGAUAUCAUCGACUGUAGAAACAGGAGUUUAUUUUCAUCCAGAGUCGAACGUUUUCACCUUCAGUUUAAGGAGAUCUGAGCGGGGGGGGUGACCUUCGAUGGCUCCGCAGAGGAGCAGAGAGACCACCACAGACAGAGGGACGCUCUAAAACCCAGAGACCUGAGAGGACCACGUCUCAGACUCUGGUGUGACAUGUUCUGUCUCAGCGACUGAAUCCUUCAGAGUUUUUAACCCGGGAUUUCCACCGCAUCCGGGAUGACGGCAAUUUCUACCGCCUGCCAAUUCCUACCGGAUCCAUUCAUGAGGCGAAUUUCGUGGCAGAUUACAAACAGCGGUAAUCACGUGAACUCACAAGAACCCGCAGAUUCACGUGCAAUCGCGCGAUAACGAGUUGUCUCUCUAAAGACUCACACAUAGACAUAUAAGCAGUAGAUUGUGUCCUUCCAGAGGAGGAAAUCUACUUCUAGACUUCUAGAAUCAGCAUCUCCUCAUCCAUGGUGUCAUCGGGGUGAAAUGACGUCUAAAAACCUUUCACUUGUUCGUCUCCGCCCGUUUGCAUGGUGUGAAAUACGAUCCUCCUGAAACACGGAGUGUUUUAUUUUGAAAAGAAGCCGGAUGUUUUAUUUUGUGUCUGUGCCCGACUUCCUUUCCAGCACGGGUUAAUCUGUGCUGAAUUUAUCCGCCAUGCUCCGGCGUCCAGAAAAAAUCGAACUCUUGUGAUCAGCUGAGGAGUCCGGCGAUCCGCAGAGGAACGGAAAGAAGUCGGUGUAAAUUGACACGUUAACUUGAAUGGUUACGAUCAGCUACGAUCGGAGAUUUUCGUAGCUGUACAGGAUGCGGUGGAAAUUGGCGUUAAGACUCUCGGUUCUGGACUUGGACUCUCUGACGGUGCAUGUCAGUGUGACCUCUUUCAUGCUCUUCUUCUACGUGGAUCCAGAUGUGAUGAUGAACCAUGUUCCUGUCGUUGUGCCGUCCUGACAGAUUUCUACACAGACGAGUUCAGAAUAAAUAUUUUUGUUACUCAGUUUUUGUGUUUUUGUGUUUUUGUGUUUGUUUUGUGUUUUU